This is a messenger RNA of Lichtheimia ornata, 519 nucleotides long. RefSeq lists its product as uncharacterized. The coding region runs from base 1 to 519 and encodes 172 amino acids. Lineage: Eukaryota; Fungi; Mucoromycota; Mucoromycetes; Mucorales; Lichtheimiaceae. Gene Ontology annotation, molecular function: proton transmembrane transporter activity. The transcript has 3 exons. The record is from RefSeq and is a predicted model, not a curated record. Gene Ontology annotation, biological process: proton motive force-driven ATP synthesis.
AUGGCAUCUCUUCGCGCCGCCGCCAAGCAAAUUGACUGGACCAAGUUGAGCAACACCCUUCCUUCCGAGACUGUUGCUGCUCUUCAAGCUUUCCGUAAGCGUAAUGACGAAGCCAAGCGCUUGUUGAACGAGUUGAAGGAGCAAUCCACCACCGUCGACUUUGCCCAUUACCGCAACGUCUUGAAGAACCAGGCCAUUGUUGACCAAGCCGAGAAGGCUGUUCAAGGCUUCAAGCCUGUCGCCUACAACCUCGAUGCUCAGCUCAAGGCCAUCGACCAAUUCGAAGCCAAGGCUGUCGAGAAGGCUAGCAGCACCGUUCAAAAGAUUGAUGCCGAACUCAAGGAUCUUCAAGCUACUCUUGGUCACAUUGAAGGCUCUCGUCCCAUUGAGCAACUUACGGUUGACGAUAUCAUCAUCGCCAAGCCCGAGAUCACCAAGGAGAUUGAGGAGAAGCUCCAAAAGGGCGAGUACACUGUCAAGGGUUACAAGGAACGUUUCGGCGAUAUCUCUUACUUCUAA